This is a messenger RNA of Bactrocera oleae (olive fruit fly), 1184 nucleotides long. NCBI's taxonomy places the organism in Eukaryota, Metazoa, Arthropoda, Insecta, Diptera, Tephritidae. The record is from RefSeq and is a predicted model, not a curated record.
CUACUAAACAAAGCUCUUACCUUAACGCUAUUUUCUACCUUCAUACAGAGAAUAAAUACUACACACUGCUGCAAUGCACGGCAAUAAUUAAGGGAAGGCAUAUUGCAUGAACAAAUUUAACUGACAUUUUUUUAAUCUUAUCAGAUACGACAUUAACAUAGUUGGUAUUAUCAGUUUUCAACAUGUCGCAGGAUGAAUCAGUCAUUGUUAAUGUAAAUGAUCUACAAGAUCUUAAGGAUCGUAUGAAACUAAUAGUUGAAGCAGAUCCCAAACAAUAUCACAACGAUUUUUCAUUGAAGAGAUACUUACGAGCUUUCAAAAAUGUAGAUUCCGCUUUUCAAGCUAUUUUAAAAACUAACAAAUGGCGUGAACAGUAUGGAGUAAACACGCUGGGGGAUUCAGAUACUAUAAAAAUACAUGGAAACAAAGCGCGAGUUUUACGCCACCGUGACUGCAUUGGGCGUCCAGUCAUUUAUAUACCUGCAAAAAAUCACAACUCCAACGACCGUGACAUUGACGAGCUGACCAAGUUCAUAGUAUACUGCUUGGAGGAAGCAUGUAAAAAAUGCUUUGAAGAAGUAGUAGAUAGUUUAUGCAUUGUUUUCGAUUUAGCUGGGUUCAGUACUGCAUGUAUGGAUUAUCAGUUGGUGAAAAAUUUGAUAUGGCUGCUAAGUAAACAUUACCCUGAACGUUUAGGUGUAUGUUUGAUUAUAAACGCACCUGGUAUAUUUUCGACCAUAUGGCCAGUUAUAAGACAAUGGCUCGAUGAAAAUACAGCAAAGAAAGUAAUUUUUGUGGAUAAUGAGAUUGAUUUGUGCAAACAUUUAAUACCAGACAUCUUACCCACUGAUAUGUAAUCUAGACUAAAGUUUGCAAAAAGGUAACAUCCACAUACGAACAAAUGAAAGUACCUCCAAAACGAUUUUAUGUAAAUGAAACAAAACUUACAAAUUUUUAAUCACUUUAUUCCAGUGUAAUUGUAUAUGUCAACAUUGGUAGUUAAAAAAUCCCAAUGAUUUAGAGUAUUUGUGCAGUUAGAAAUAGAAACUACAUAUGUAUAUACAUAUAUGCCCUACUUAAUAUAUUGCAGGUGCAACAGCUCUCAACUGUUAUGUUUAUGAAUAUUUAACUGUCAAAUAAUUAAUGAUUAAUAAAAAAUGAUUAUGAGUGUUGAAUUGAAUUGG